AUGAAAGCUUUGUGGUCUCAAACAGCCCCCGAUUAUACAGCUGCUUUGUUACGCGAAUUUCACGACAAUUUAGAAGUUUCAGUUCGUUCACUCAAAGCCCUAGGGAAAGACAAAGCCGGUUACGAGGAACUUUUAAUUCCAAUGUUAUUAUCACGAUUGCCGAUACCGUUUCAACAACAACUUUCUCGUUCUAAUUCUAGUGAAGAUUGGACUGUAGCAUUAUUAAGUAAACACAUGAUACAAGAAAUAAAAGUACUCGAUAUCGGACAGAAAAGUGAGAUUAUCGAUAGUAAUCCAUACAAUGCAUCGAUCGCCGCAUUCACCACGAAUAGUCAAAAACCUCAAACCGAUAAUGUGUCUGCGUUCAAUGGAACCUUUCGAAACAAAGAAUAUCAACCGCCAGUUGGAACCAGAAACACCGUUAAUAAGAUGGAAUCAAACUUCUCCCGACCUCAGAAACCUCUGCAAUGUAUCUACUACAAAUACUGGGAAUUUGUUGGUGAUCACAUCAUACAAGGUUGUAGUCCAGUUACCGUAUCAUCUGCUUUCGGAUACUUGCGCUUGGGUCCUAUAAACACCGGGAAACGCCGUUCAUGCAAUAUACAGACAUUCCAUGUUUCAACACUGAAAUCUCCAGAUGAACAACUCGAUACAAUGAUUGCUUCUUUUUGGGAUUUAGAAACAAUCGGAGUGAAGGAUACACUCACACGUAAUGAUACUAAAUCCAUGUCACACAAUGAACAAUAUCGAAAUUAUACUGAUCAUUGUCUUACCGAACAUGACGGUCGUUUCACCGCAAAACUUCCAUGGAAGACUAACCACGCAACCCUUCCAACCAACUUUGAUUCUGCUCAAGUAUGUACCCGUAAUAUGGUCGCUAAAUUGCCAUCUAAACUUGUUACCGUCUACGAUAAUAUUAUACGCGAACAAAUCGAGAAAGGGUACAUUGAAGAAGUAACGCAAGAUAAUUCUGAAGUAGGACAUUAUUUACCCCAUCGUUCUGUAAAGAAAGACAGUAAAACCACGCCAAUACGAGUAGUGUAUGACUGCUCAGCGACCCCAGGUAAGGGUCAACCAAGUUUGAAUCAAUGUCUGGACACGGGUCCCCCCAUGCUAAACUCAUUAACGUCAAUUCUACUCCGAUUCAGGGCAAAUCCAAUCGCGCUUACAGCAGACAUCGAAAAGGCAUUCUUGCAAAUCAAACUCGAUGAAAGGGAACGAAAGUUUACCAAAUUUCUUUGGUUGUCGAACGCUGACAAUAUUAACAGUAGUUUCAAAACUUACCAGUUCGCAUCCCUGUUAUUCGGAGCAACUUGUUCACCUUUUAUACUCAACGCUGCGAUAAGAAACCUAACAGAUAGUCACAUUCAUAAACCGGUAGCACGUGACAUACAUGUACAACAAAAUAUCUAUGUCGACGAUGUUGUUUCAGGAUGCAGUAAUACUACUGAAGCAAUCAAUUUCUAUGAACAAUCGACCUCCAUAUUUGCAACACGCAAAUUUAAUCUACACUUGUGGAAUACGAACGAUACUUUCUUGCACACUGUCAUGAACAACAACGGCCGAUCCAACAUGAAUACAAAUAUUAGUGUACUUGGGCUCCGAUGGAACUCAGAUGACGACACGCUAAGAGUAAAACCACCCAAAGUGCCCAAUUUUGGCUCCUAUACUACGAAGCGCGACAUUGUCGGAUACUCGGCGAGCCUGUACGACCCGUUAGGACUGUUCUCUUCGAUACAAAUAAGAGCGAAAUUGCUAAUACAAACUCUUUGGUUGUCCAAUCACAAUUGGGACAUGCCCAUAACCAAAGAAUUAUGA
This is a messenger RNA of Saccoglossus kowalevskii, 1818 nucleotides long. RefSeq lists its product as uncharacterized. Lineage: Eukaryota; Metazoa; Hemichordata; Enteropneusta; Harrimaniidae. The record is from RefSeq and is a predicted model, not a curated record.